UUUAGCACAUAAAGAACACUUUAUGACUAGAUUCCUGUAGUUUUGUGCAAUCGUCGCACUUCCGCAAAUCUCUCAGCGGUUGAACGAGACCUGAUCAAAAGCGCCACAGAAACAGGUGUACGCGGUAACCCGGAAACACCACCAACGAAAACAACAGGAGUCGUCUCGCUGAAGUCAUGGACAAGAGCAUUCAGCAGGAUUUUGAGAACCAGUUCAACGAUGUGGUUUCGAGGCUACAGUCGAAGCAGAUGUUUCAGUCGGACUGGGACAUUGCCUCGUUUGCCGUUUUCUUUAUCUUCAUAGGCAUGGUGCUGUUGCUGGUCAUCUUGGUUCUGAUCCGCUGCUGCUGCUGCUGCUGCUGCGAUGAGAAGCCAAGAAGACAGAAGGUGGGAGCCGAUAAUAUGGCAAUGGAGCCAUGAUCUUCCUGAAACACAGGCACCAUUACAACUGGGUUUCUUUCUCCAACAGUUAUGCCACCUUUUCAUUAUUUACGUGUGAACAAGUAAUCGAGGGAGAACUAUAUUUUAGCUAGACGCUUCCUUAUAGGGAUGAUAAAAGACAUUUUUCCUACUGUGUAAAAAUGCUGUUAAUAUUUAGCCAGGAAAUCACAUGAUUUGAAUGUCAUUGUCAGUUGUAUUUAUAGAUUUUUACAUAGAAGCACGCUCACCAGUUUUGAAGACAUUGGUUGCUUGAACCCUUUAAGCACUUUAUAACAAUCAUCCUGGAUGGGACUAGCGCAGGACUUUUACAAACAGCCUCUAUUAAAAUUCAUUUUAGUUGUUAUUUGAACAGUAAGUAUAACCUGUUAAUCUGUAGCCUGGCUGUUAAAACUGUUGCACUUAACCUAUAAUCUUUACUUCAACCAGCGGCCUUGUCCAAGUUUUAAGUGUUUUUAAUGAAUUUUUAAUCUGAAAUGUGCAUAUGAUACAGAACUUACAAGAGAGAGAGAGAGAGAGAGAAAAAAAAGAAGUUUUAAUGCUAAUAAGAGAAAUACUUGUGAAAACUAUACCUUGGAAAAAUGUCAAUAUUUGUUUUAUUUUUAGAAAUGUACCACAUUUGUAUAAAUAUUAGACUUUGUAAGCAAAUAAAAUACAUACCUUUAAAUGAAA
This is a messenger RNA of Puntigrus tetrazona (Sumatra barb), 1109 nucleotides long. RefSeq names its product small integral membrane protein 22 (gene smim22). The coding region runs from base 177 to 419 and encodes 80 amino acids. The record is from RefSeq and is a predicted model, not a curated record. The transcript has 4 exons. NCBI's taxonomy places the organism in Eukaryota, Metazoa, Chordata, Actinopteri, Cypriniformes, Cyprinidae. Gene Ontology annotation, biological process: regulation of cell population proliferation.